Molecule: messenger RNA, 2293 nt
Organism: Penicilliopsis zonata CBS 506.65
Lineage: Eukaryota; Fungi; Ascomycota; Eurotiomycetes; Eurotiales; Aspergillaceae
Exons: 3
Coding region: 281-1873 (530 amino acids)
Biological process (GO): maturation of SSU-rRNA from tricistronic rRNA transcript (SSU-rRNA, 5.8S rRNA, LSU-rRNA)
Cellular component (GO): nucleolus; small-subunit processome
Molecular function (GO): protein binding
Source: RefSeq, a predicted model, not a curated record
UCCGCGAUCUCUUGUGGUUUCCUCCCAUCCCGAUACAGCUCCCCCAGCCCAAUCAAAGCAGCCUCAUAGUCCCGCGACGAUGUCUCUGUCGAUCCAGGACCCUGAGCCAGAACCUCUUUGUACAAGUUCUCUGCUUUGGCGGCGUCCUUCUUCGCAAAAGCCCGAGCUUCCUCUAUCCGCUCAGACGCGGUCGGAGAGGGCGCCAUGGUGGACGAAACCGUUAACUGAAGAUGUAAGAAUGUGUCGGUAGAAAGUAGGAAACGAACUGGGACAGCGUCGGAUGGCUACCACGUCGUCAGGUUGCACUAUUGUCAGCAGAAGAUGGUCAACAAUAGAGGGUGCUUCAAGGAGCUGGGCAGGACAAGGCGGUUGCGUCGUUGCGGCAGCUCCACGCCCGGCAGCGAAUCAGGGCUGUUUCUCCGACUGGCAGCGAAAAUCCAAAAAAAAGCCGGGAAAUUUUGUAUGUCCACCGUCUACAAGAAUUUCUUGCUGCUUGUUUCUUUCCCUAACGACGCCGAAAUCAAGCAUCAUGAAAAUAAAGGCGCUUUCUCGUCCGUCUGCCUCUCAGCAGACCCCAGGCACUGCUGUCGUUCGACAGCCCCGAAACCUCGACCCAGCCCAGCAUCCGUUCGAACGGGCUCGUGAGUAUACGCGGGCACUGACGGCAACGAAGCUGGAGCGUAUGUUUGCGGCGCCGUUUCUUGGUCAGAUUGGCGAUGGCCACGUCGAUGGUAUCUACACCAUGGCCAAGGAUCCGGGCUCUCUCGAGCGGUUCGCCAGUGGCAGUGGAGACGGUGUGGUGAAAGUGUGGGAUUUGAACACCCGGGAGGAGGUGUGGAAUACACAGGCCCAUGAGAACAUCGUCAAGGGUCUCUGCUGGACUCCCGAGCGGAAGUUGCUGUCUUGCGCGAGCGACCGAACCGUCAAGCUUUUCGAUCCAUACAACUCGUCGCCCGAGUCACCGCCCCUCGCAACAUAUCUUGGCCAGAGUGCCUUCACCGGCAUCACACACCAUCGCAACCUGCCGUCCUUUGCGGCUUCCUCGUCGGUCAUCUCCAUCUACGACCUGUCCAGACCGUCUUCGACCGCUUCCCAGACCCUCCACUGGCCGACCAGUACUGACACUAUCACUUCGGUGGCCUUCAACCAGACCGAAACGUCGAUUCUUGGGUCGACUGCGCUAGACCGCUCGGUUGUUCUGUACGAUCUUCGCACGUCAUCCCCGGUGGCGAAGGUGAUUCUUCGCCUGGCGUCGAACGCUCUCGCGUGGAACCCGAUGGAGGCGUUCAACUUUGCCGUGGCCAAUGAGGACCACAACGCUUACAUCUUCGAUAUGAGGAAGCUAGACCGAGCCCUUAACGUUCUCAAGAAUCACGUUGCCGCCGUCAUGGAUGUGGAAUUCAGUCCUACUGGCGAAGAAUUGGUGACUGCCUCGUACGACCGUACCGUGCGCCUGUGGAACCGGGCGAAGGGUCAUUCACGAGACGUAUACCACACCAAGAGAAUGCAGCGCGUCUUCUCGGCCAAAUUCACACCUGAUAAUAAGUAUGUCCUGUCCGGAUCUGACGACGGCAGCAUCCGCCUCUGGCGUGCCAAUGCCUCGGAUCGCAGUGGUGUCAAGAGCGCUCGCCAGCGGGCCAAGCUGGAGUACGACCAAGCUCUGAUCAAGAGGUAUUCGCACAUGCCGGAGAUCCGCCGCAUCAGACGCCACAGACACGUUCCCAAGUCUGUCAAGAAGGCCGGCGAGAUCAAGAAGGAAGAGCUGGCGGCCAUCAAGCGUCGCGAAGAGAACGUCCGCAAGCACAGCAAGAAGGGAUCGCUACCGGCAAGACAGAGCGAGCGCGAGAAGAUGAUUCUGACGACCGAAAAAUAAACACCUUUUUACCUCUUAUCUUCUCUUGCCCACGGCUGGUCUGCUGGUCUCUCGACCUAGACAGCAUUCAUUCUCUGCUCACCCGGAGCAUUUUGUCUUCAUUACAAGUGUGUAGUGCGGAUAUGUACAGUUACUAUGACACUAUCUUUACGAGCGUUUACUCCCGAGGGAGUUGACCGUUCACAACGAUCAAUCAGAAUCUAUACCUCCCGACUCUUUCUCCGAUGUCUCGUUGGGUUCCCCUGUUCCCGCAGGUGCUUGCGUUUUCGCCGAUCUGUUUACAACGGCAUUAUCAAUCCCGCUCAGAUACCGGGCGAUCAGCUGCACGCUCGCAGGCAGUACGGUAUACCAGCUGAUCCAUGUCGCAAAAAACGGAAGCCGGAUGACCCCUCCCUUGCCGCUAUCAAUCGCGUUGACUAU